UUGUUUACAUGGUGAUGGUGGAGGUGAGGUCGUCUGCACCACCAUCACCACCACACUACACUACACCACAACACCACACAGGUCAGUCAGUCACACAAAAAAUGGAAAAUUGCCCCUCCUCUCCAAGCAGCUGUUAUUCUAUAGUCAACAUACAAAACUGUCACAGAGAAAAUGGUAUGACUGGUCUUGUGUCUGCAGGUGAGAUCACCAUGAAGAUUGAGAAUGUUGCAGAGGAGAAUUUUAUUCAAGAAUGCUUAGCAAUCAAUGAACUGGAAAAUGAUGACGAUCUGGCCGACAUAAAGAAGGAUAUUGAAGAAAGCGAUAAAGAUAGUAAUGAUGAAAACAUAGGUGAGGGUUCAAACAAUAGAAGGGGACUGAGAAGAAAAAAGAGCAAAAGACCAAGAAAAAAGUAUGAGAAAAUUCAGCGUCUCACCAGAAUUUAUACUUGUGUUGACUGCCCAGAGACAUUCUCCCGGCUCAGUCAGUUACGAGCUCAUUCAAGGGUGCACACAGAGGAUCAAACAGAGAAAUAUGAGUGUGAUCUUUGUGAAGAAGUGUUUGAUAUGCUGAAACGUCUUAUGUCACAUAGAAAGAAACACCACCGAGCUAGUUUGUCUUGUAAAAUGUGCACAAGCAAAUUUACUCAUUAUGCUAGUUAUCGAAUACACAUGAGAGUUCACAAAGGUGAGAAACCUUAUGUGUGUCAGGAAUGUGGUGCUGCAUUUGUACAAAGUGGUCAUCUUAAUAUUCACAAGAGAACACACACUGGUGAAAAACCUUACACAUGUGAUAUUUGCAACAGUAAUUUUAAGCAAAUUUCACACUUGAAGACUCAUGUUAGAACCCAUACUCAGGUUAAACCGUAUCAGUGUGAUCAGUGCGAUGCUUCGUUUACACAAAAUAGUAGUUUGAAAAGACACCGCCGGUCCCACACUGGUGAAAAACCAUAUAAGUGUGCAUUCUGUGAUAUGACCUUUGUAGUGAAGAGCAAUAUGCAAAGACAUUUAUAUACUCACACAGGUGAGAAACCAUACCAAUGUGACUUAUGCCCAGCCUCUUUUGGCCAGGCAAUUGAUUUAAAAAGGCACAAGAUCAGUCAUACAGGGAUAAAGCCUUUCAAGUGUGAUCAGUGUGAUGCAGCAUUCAGUCGCAAAAAUAAUCUCAAGUGGCACCAAAUGACUCAUAAUGGCAACACUCCAUUUAGAUGUGAUGUCUGUCAGGUUGGAUUUUCUUCUCCUGGUGAUCUCAAAGUCCACAAACGAAUUCAUGCACCACCAAAACCAUUCCGCUGUGAGUCCUGCCCAGCUUCCUUUCAGCAAUUUAGUUCUCUUACUCGUCACAAGAUGAUACAUACAGGUGAGAGGCCUCUUAGAAAAAAGCCAGAAAACAAGCCAGGGUCUUUUAAAGAAACUGGAAUUAAACCAUAUGCCUGUGAGAUUUGUAAUGCAACUUUCUGUGAGAAACGAAAUCUUAAAAGACACAUUAUUUCUAUGCAUGAUGAUGUGAGAAGGUUAGUUGGAAGCCCACUUGCUGAUUCAGAAAUUAAGGAAGAGGGAGCACUGGACAAAUUCAUAAAACUACAGCAACCAGUUCAGAUAAAAAAGAGACCUCCAGAACAAAUCACAUAUACCAUUAACUAUCAAAAUCCUGUGGUUAUCACUCAGCCACAUCAGCAGAUACAGCAUCAACAAGAAGGGCAGCAAGAAAUACAGCAACAAAGUAUUACCCUGCAACAUGUAGUCAUUCAGCAACCUAUCAACACUGAGGAGGUCAUAACAGGAGCUGCCCAAACCAUAACUCAGAUGCCACAGUUGAUGCUUGCUCAAGGCCCUGGGCAGGCUCCAAAGCCUGCUAAACCUGCUAAUAACUGCCAAAAUCAUCAUGCUCAUGUUUUGACCUUUAUAGAAGGAAGUUACAACCAGUGGCAAACUUGGUGUUUUUGUGACCCCCCAAAUCUAUUAGACCAAACUAGUCAAAUCAUUAGCACCGUCCCUACUGCCAAUGCCAUAAUAACAGCGCCACCCUCCACAGUCCUCCCUCCUGAUGCUUCUACAACCGCAGUUACAUCUGCAGUAGCUGUGUCCACUGUUACAAGUUCUCCAUGUGCAACAGUAGAGCAAUUGGAAGGUCAAAUAAUUCCUGCACAAAUACAGGUACAAAUUCCCAUAAAUAGCACACAGUCCACAGUGGUUAGGGAAGAUGUGCUACGGGGAUGGUUGGGUGGCUGGAGUAAGUGUUAAUUGUGUGUAAAGUUUAUGAGUAAUAUUUAAAUGUAUUCUGUUAUAUUGUUAGUGUAGUUUAUCAUAUACUGUAUUGUAUAGGUUCAGUAUUUUUAUUUUCAGAGUUUAAGAUGGCAUUAGAUAACAUUAUUGUUAAUGUGGGACAAGGACCAGGAAUAGAUGCUCUUGUUUUAUGUGUACAUGUGCUUUAUUUAUUUUUUAUUGUGUGAAUUCAAAUUUAGUUAGAUUUAUAUUUCUAUAGUAAAACAAAAACAAAAUGAUGCUUCGGUAUAUAGACAAAAUAGGGCUACCAAAAAAUUUCUAUUAAGGUUUUGUAUCAAGAUUAUGAUGUAAGAUUUGAUAUUAAUCAUGCAAAAUACUUGAGUUACCUUACUAGUGACAAGUAAACAAGAAAGUAAAUAUCUAUUUUAUUUAUAAACAAAUUUCUCAAUUUACAUUCCACCCAAAGUAAAAGUAUUAAUACAUUCCUUGUUAUGGAAUAAUAAUCAUGGCUUGCAAGAACUUGAUGAACUGGAUAUUUUAAUAAUUAAUACCAGAAUUUUAUCAGACACACUGUAUCACUGAUAUUUAGUGUUACAAUUAGCAGCCCUGGCUACAGUGAUUUUAAUUUUGUCAUGCAAUUAUUUUCCUUCUUAAUCUACAUUUUCGUAUGGAGUAAGAUAAUCUGUAAUGGGUUUUUAUUCAUCCAUGAUAGCACUGUUGGUAUGUUCACUUAGUGUUUAUCAGCUCUCAAGGGGAUGGAUAUAGCAAGACAUAUAUUUUGUAAUAUUUUCUUACUCAGAAUUACUGUGUAUGUAAAUGGUUUAUGACAGAAUUGACAUAGUGAUCAUUAUACAGAAGUGUCAAACAGAUGAUAAUAUGAUAGGGUUAAUGUGCUGGUUUCUACUGGUAUGUGUAGUGUUAAGAGACUAGUUUAUGGUACACCUCAAGUGUAAUACAUUUUCCUGGAAUUAUAAUUGAGGUAGGCUUUUGUUUAAACUUUAUUUUAGAAGGGCUUUUGUAGUAGCUGCUUUUUUUUUUUUUUUUUUA
Messenger RNA from Cherax quadricarinatus, 3269 nucleotides. Its product is annotated as zinc finger protein ZFP2. Gene Ontology annotation, biological process: regulation of gene expression. The record is from RefSeq and is a predicted model, not a curated record. Lineage: Eukaryota; Metazoa; Arthropoda; Malacostraca; Decapoda; Parastacidae. Gene Ontology annotation, cellular component: nucleus.